Molecule: messenger RNA, 4793 nt
Organism: Doryrhamphus excisus (bluestripe pipefish)
Lineage: Eukaryota; Metazoa; Chordata; Actinopteri; Syngnathiformes; Syngnathidae
Source: RefSeq, a predicted model, not a curated record
GUGAAGGACAGGAAAAGGAGGGGAAAAAAAGAGGAACACCACAGAUUAAAAAGCUCGCCAGGCUGCGCAGGGUGGAGAGGAUCAGAAGGAGGAGGAAGAAGAGAGAGAACGAGAGAACCAGCUUCUUUAAAGACCCAUUCAAGUACGCUCGGCAGUUGCUGGAUGAGAAGCAGAGCGGGAGGCUCCAAGGAAGAGCUCAAGAGCCAGUACAUCAAGAGCCAGUACAGUGAAGGUCAACAGACGAGCCGUCCCGCUCGGCUCCCCAGGAUAUGUCCCACGCCCAAACCCACCAGCAACACAGUUUGACACCUCCCCAGCCAAGUUGCGGGAAGUGGAGGAUGUCAUCAGGAAGGCAAGGUCAGCAUCAGCCCCCGGGCCAAAUGGGCUCCCUUAUAAGCUGUACAAGAACUGCCCUCAAGUGGUGAGGAUACUGAAGACUCAGUAAGAGGGAAAAGCGGGACCUGCACGCCGUGUGGCUAGAUCUUGCCAAUGCAUAUGGUUCAGUGCCACAUAAAUUGAUAGACUUCGCCUUGGACUUCUUCCAUGUUCCAGAGUGUGUAAAGAACAUCAUCACCAGAUACUUUGACAACCUGCACAUUUGCUUUCCGCUGGAAAGCAACUGGAUGGCAACGGCUAGAACGAGGAAUCGCCAUGGGAUGUGCCAUCUCCCCAAUCCUGUUGUGACAGCCGUCAAAGUCAUCCUCAGAGGGGCCAGGCAGGUCGUUGGAGGGAUCAGGCUACCAUCAGGGGAGAGACUCCCACCACUAAGAAGCUAUAUGGACGAUGGAGGAUGACCAUCCUUCAGACGGCACCAUGCACAACACGACUCCUUGAGCGUUUUGACGAGCUGAUCACGUGGGCAAGAAUGAAGGUAAAGGCGACAAAAUCAAGAAGUCUAUCAAUAAGGAAAGGAGUCCCCCAAGUCAAGAUCACCUUUGUGGCGGGAGGAGAGACAAUUCCACAGCUUGCUGAAAAGCCACUCAGAAGCCUGGGGAGGCGGUAUAAAAAAAAUACUUGUGUUGACAAAAAAAAGUACGUUUCAAAAUGGAGGCCCCUGCCAUUGCCUGAAGGGGCGGGGUCUAUUCGCAAAGCCAAUAUCAGAUUUGAGAGCGAACGGCACUAGAAUCGUCCACACCACGGUGUCUUUGAUGGAAAUUCGUGUGCUUUGAUGUCAAUGAAAUGGCUCACAUUACAAAGGGAUCUAACAUUAACGUAAUGAGAACUUCUCGGUGGUGUUGCGUGACACCCCUUUGGCUUUUUCUCCUCGCAGUUGUAUUUUCAGAUCUUUUCCCUCGCACAACAGCGCCCCCUUCAUCACGAAGGCCGCCGCGGUCUACUACACUUGACCGGUGAAAACAGCUCUUGUGGUUGACAGCUCGAAGGGUCCGCAGACCUCCAGGGCGCCAUCCGAGCGGCCGACGCCGAAUGGCCUCCCCCUCCACACAUGGCCGUGUAAGCGAGGAUGCGACCGCCCAGUUCCAUCAUUGUGUCGGUGUGUCUGUUCACGGCCGAGACCACUGCGGCUAUCUACCUGAGCACCACCUACACGUUUUCGGGGGACCAGUUCUGGCUGUUGCUCACCCUGCUCUUCACGCUGGUGCCGUCCUUUGUGGUGCAGCUGGCCCUCACCUUCAUCCACCGGGACCUGAGCCGAGACAAGCCGCUCACCCUUCUGCUGCACAUCCUGCAGCUCGGACCUAUCAUCAGGUGUCUGGAGGCGUUCUGGCUGUACGGCAGCGAGGGCCGUGUGGAGGAGCCCUAUGUCAGCAUCACCAGGAAGAAGCAGUUGCACCACAGGGGCCAGACUGAGGAAGUGGAGCAUCAGGUGGGACAGGCUGAAGGCAAGCUGAUCAGGCACCGGGCGGCGUUUGCGCGCACCUCCGUCAUCCAGGCCUUCCUGGGCUCUGCCCCCCAGCUCAGCCUGCAGCUCUACAUCUGCGUACUAGAGCGAGGCCUGUCUGUCGGACGAGUCACCCUGAUGGUCAUCUCGCUGCUCUCCAUCGUCUACGGAGCUCUGCGCUGCAACAUCCUGGCCAUCAAGAUCAAGUACGACGACUACGAAGUGAACGUGCAGCCCAUGGCCUACGUGUGCAUCAUCCUAUGGCGCGGCUUUGAGAUCACCACCCGCGUUUUGGUGCUGGUCCUCUUCAGCUCUGUGCUAAAGAUAUGGGUGCUCCCGGUGGUGGGCGUCAACUUCCUAGUCUUCUUCUUCUACCCAUGGAUCAUCUUCUGGAAGAGCCACUCGCCCUUCCCGGAGAACAUUGAAAAGACGUUGUCGCGCCUGGGUACCACCGUCACGCUGUGCUUGCUCACCUUUCUGUACGCCGGCAUCAACAUGUUCUGCUGGUCAGUAGUGCAGGUGAAGCUGGCCGACCCGGACCUGAUCAGCAAGUCUCAGAACUGGUACCGCAUGGCGGUGUUCUACAUGCUGCGUUUCAUGGAGAACGCCUUGCUGCUGCUGCUGUGGUACAUCAACAGGACGGACUUCUACCUCUAUGUCUGGGCCCCGCUGCUGAUGUCCCUGCUGCUGCUGGCCUACACCGCCGCUGUGUUCUUCAUGCUGGUCUUCUACCAGUUCUACCACCCUUGUCGGAGUCUCUUCACCUCCAGCAUGAGUCACGGCAUCACCGACUGCUGCGCCCUCAUCUGCGUGCCGUGCAGCUCCACCGAGGAAGGCGGCCAGCCCGGCAAGGAGCCCGGGGGGGUGGCAGCAGCUGACGACGUGCGCUGCGACAUUCCCGACGACACGGCCGACGUAGGCGCGGUGAACGGCGACGUCAGCUGUGUGCCUUCGCUUUGAAAGUGCCAUUCCAGUUCCUGACUAUGUUUACACCUCUAACUUUUUUAUCGCUCUCCCACAGGUAGGCCGCUACCUGCAUCAGCGUUCCUUUUUUUACACAAUUAUGCAGCCCUGAACAGCCGACAAAAAGAUGUGCUGCAUUUAUAAUGUUUGUAUUUAGGUGUGGGCAAAAGUAUUGGGAUAUCUGACUGUUCAGGAAGUGGACAUGGAAGAUGGACUUUUCCAGGUCACAGGUCGCCAUCACCGAUCUGGUCCAACCCAGAACGUGGGACAUCCGCCAUCUUUUUUUUCUUUGUUUUGUACAAACAUCACCAUCAACAGGAUGAGGACAAAUUCAACCUUCCCGAUUUCCCCCAAACUCAGAAUCACAACCCGCUCUUAGACACUGCCUUGAAAAGCCGACAUGUCGUCCUUUUUUUGUACAAACACCAAUACAGAAUGCGACGACUUGUUCCCCAAUCUACUCCCACAAUGUUGGAAUUUCUUUUCCUGUGUAAAAGGCAAAGGCUGGUUGAAGGGGAACUGCACUUUUUGGGGGGAAUUUUGCCCAUCAUCCACAAUCCUUAUGUGAAACAUAAACACGUAUUUCUUGCCCUUUUCUGUGCAUUAUAACACGAGAAAACGUGUUAAUAUGAGCUAGCUAACAACGGAUGUCAUGGGAAAUACCUAUUGUGACGUAAAUCCAUCUAAAAAAAAUCCCUCCAAACAAGUUUCCCAUUUAUAUAACUGACUUGUAUAUUAACCAAGCUACAGCGAUAUUUUUGUAGGAUAACUGUAACUAUAUUUAUCUGACGGACUAACACAACGCCUUGCCAAGCGCUAGUCAGUGUCAUUCACAGACGGAAGAGUGGAUACUAAGCUCUCAGUUUCGCUAAAACGACUCACGAUACUCGUUUGCCAUCAGCAUUUUUUUACAGAACUAGCAUAAGUAUGUGUAUUAAUGUGUCCUAGGAAAGAAGUUUUGGUAGCAUUUUAAAUCAUCAAAAUACAGCAAGAUACUGCAACUAUUACAUGUUACGACGUUGUUAGAGGUGAAAUAGGUGUAGUGUAUCCCAAUGACGUGCAUCGUUAGCUAGCUCCUAUUAACUCAUUUUCUCAUGUUAUAAUGCAUAGAAAAGGGAAAGAUAAAUAUGUUCAUGUUUCACAUAAGGAUUGUGAUUGAUGGGCAAAAAAGUGCAGUUCCCCUUUAAAAUGCUUCUGCUGCAGGUCUUGGUUUUGCAGGAUCUCUUGCUGAUGUGUCCCAGCUUCUGAUGAAUGAAUCCAGAGACUUAGCCCAACACUUUUGCCCAUAUUUGGCAUGCAGCUUUGUGUGCAUGGAGCCCCCUAAUUCCAACCUGGAUCGCUCAGAUCCUCCUUUUAUCGCUUUUAUGGCUGCAAGCAACCAACAAUGAAAGCUUUAUAAUACCUGCUGCUGUUGUGUGAUACAGUAUUUGCGCUUAAAAAUCACAAAGCACUGAUAUUUUGGCACAAAGUAUAUACUCCCAAGCCAGAAUUGUGACAGAAAAUGAUUUGAUUGCACCCUUCCAGCUUUUUAUGUUUGUCAGUUUCAUGUCUAUAUGUGUGAACAGAAAUUAAUUUUGUACAAGGAAAUGUAGUAUUUUUGCUUUUGUUUCAGUGAUUUUGUUGUUUAUUGCACAGCUUUUUGGAGCUCAACCAGAUGGAAUGCUGUGAAUGGAUGGAAUUCUACUUAAAGUAAAGGUAUGUCUGUACUUCCAACUACUUAUUUUUCUUACUCGAGCACACACUCCUAUGGCCGUCUCUCGUGGUCAAAAGCAGAACGGCACACUUCAUCCGUAGCUGGCAACAUGACUUGCAGUGGUGAUAUGUGGCACACUUGUAGAGCAGGAGCCCACAGGGGUCAGGGUAGCUGGAAAGCUAACAAAUUCCCAUGUGCACAGCAUUUAGUACAAGGGUCACUGUCAAGAGAAAUGGACAUCUGCCGAUCUUGCUCUGGUGGGUGUGGUCAUGAGGGCCGUGAAAAGGCACUGAAAAU